Messenger RNA from Myxocyprinus asiaticus (Chinese sucker), 20269 nucleotides. RefSeq names its product opioid growth factor receptor-like protein 1. Gene Ontology annotation, molecular function: opioid growth factor receptor activity. Lineage: Eukaryota; Metazoa; Chordata; Actinopteri; Cypriniformes; Catostomidae. Gene Ontology annotation, cellular component: membrane. The transcript has 7 exons. The coding region runs from base 346 to 1596 and encodes 416 amino acids. The record is from RefSeq and is a predicted model, not a curated record.
UCAGCUUGAUUCAGAGCUUGAAUUAUUGUCAUUAUUCAUCGGUUAUUUCGCUAAAUGUAGAUUCAGUAGACGCCUGACUCCUCUUUAUUUGUCUAAAUGAUGCUGAGAGCACAUUAUCAUCAUCAGAAGGGGGUGUUCUCAUCAUAGUGUGUGUGUGUGUGUGUGUGUGUGUGUGUGUGUGUGUGUGUGUGUGUGUGUUUUCGCUGGAAAUCCCCCCGUUAGUCACAUUAAAAGGACUCAAACACCAGCUCUACAUCAUAUCAACGCUCGCCCUUGAGCCGUAGAGCCAGACGAGGACUUCAACUAUGUAGGCACAGAGGAGAGGCUGGACAGCGGCGGGUUUAAAUGGGCAAUCUGAUGGGCAGCUGGAGAUACAAGGAGCCGAGCACAGUGGAAGAAUGCGACUCGACGUGGGAAACGGAUUCGGAGAGCGACGAGCAUCAGCGGGGAGGAGAGGAGGUGGACAGCGGCAUCUCCGUGUCCAUGAGCCAAGCGGAAUCAGGCAGAGGAGUCGAACAGCUGGAUCAAGAAUCACCGCAGUUUGGUGACAUACUGGAGUCCUCCACCAGGAUGAAAAGGAGUUUUUAUGCCGCAAAAGACUUGUACAAGUAUCGCCAUUGUUACCCGGUAAACAGUCUUCUCUCUUCAGAUCCAAAGUAUAGAACUCGGAGGCUGGUGAUCUUUGAAGAGAUUGGAUUCUUGGGCUGUAUGCAGAUAAUGAACUACAAGGAGCCUCGUCAGCUGAACGAAUACCCCAAUCUGAGGUUCUAUCUGAAUAAGAUCCCCCUGGUGCCAGACGGUAUUUUUAUUGAAGAAAUCCUCACUAAAUGGAGGGGAGACUAUGAAAAGCUAGAGCACAAUCACACAUAUAUUCAGUGGCUCUUCCCACUCAGAGAACAAGGCCUAAAUUGUUAUGCUCAAGAACUCACUCAGGAUGAGAUAAAGGAAUUCCAAAGCACUCGAGAAGCAACACGACGCUUCCUCCUAGCAUAUACUAUCAUGUUGGAUUUCUUUGGGAUCAAGCUCCUGGAUAAAAACGGGAAUGUAGCUCGGGCCCCAAACUGGCAAGAUCGCUUCCAGCACCUGAAUGAGUCACAGCACAACUACCUGCGGAUAACUCGAAUUCUGAAGAGCCUUGGCGAAUUGGGCUUUGAAAACUUCAAGCUGCCCCUUGUGCAUCUACUACUGGAGGAGGCGCUGGUGGAGGGCAUGUUACCCAACAUGCGUCACAGCGCUCUGGAGUACUUUGUCUACACACUACGCCAGCACGCUCAGAGACGCACACUGCUCCGCUUCUCCCAGCGCCACUACCAGCCACCUGAGAACUUCAUCUGGGGGCCACCCAAGAAGAAACAGAUUCCAGGGGCUUCUGGAUCCAUAGGGACAAAGGCAGGAAAGUCUGAGGCAGUGGAGAGGAGUGCAGGCAAAGCCAGUUCACCUAAGAAGGGCAGGAAUCUUAGUAACUCAGAGAGAGGGGUGGAGGACACGGACGAAAAGAAGAGUGGAGAGUGGAAAACAGCAAAAAGCUCCAAGGUCCUGCAAGAGAGCAGGGGAAGGAUCGAUGUGGAGGAGUACAUUGAGACCAUUCCUCUGUAAGAACAUGGAGAGAGAGGGAUUUUGGGAAUGCAGUUGCUCAGAUUAGCUUAAAAUGUGAUUAAAGGAAUAGUUGAAAUAGUGGAACACAAAAGCAGAUGUAAAGCAGAAUCUUUUCUCCAUGCAAUGAAAGUGAAUGGUGACUGAGUCUGUUUGUCAUUCUGCCUAAUCUCUUUUUGCGUUCCACAGUAGAAACAAAGUCAUACAGGUUUGGAAUGAUAUGAGGGUGAGUAAAUUACAACAAAAUGUUCUUUUGAAGGAACUAUCCCUUUAAAGUUAGUUAAGGGAAUUGGCACAGCAAUAUUAUUCCAUGUCUUGGCCUUUCAAAAAACUUUCUAUGUGAACAACUUGACUUUUUUGCUUUUUUAAGUAUGAGGUGUGUUUUUAUUUCUUACCUCUGAAUAUUUUUCAAAAUGUUAGUUGAUGAAUUUUUCUCUACUGUAGUUCUAAUUUGUUCAAGUUUGCAGCCUUCUGGUGAAUUCUAGCACAUGUACAAGUGUGAGUAUAUACUGUACAAGUGCUACCUGAAAUGAUAACACGCAUGUUUGUUUGUGUGAAUUAUUGCACUUUUGACUAUCCAGUCUUCCUCUGUGAGAAAACAUUAUCCUAGUCUACAGACUUUAAUGCAAGGCUUUAUUUGCUAAUCCAGAGCUGAAAUCUGAAUCUCUCUGACAGAUGUGUCUUCUUUAUAUGUGUUUAGAGCUUGCGGACGUUUCUUAUAACAGACACUUGUAGCUCCUUGUAACUGAUCAUUAUGAUAUAUAGUAAGUGUAAAUAUACUUGCAGGAAUUUUUUUAGGUAUGUUUGUGUGAAAUAGCCACUUCUAUUUUCCAGUACUCUUGAAUACGUCUUGCAAUAUAAAGUGCCUCUUCUUUCAUUUGUUUCAGCAUGUACGUGUGUAUGCUGUCUUUCUCUAAUCAAACUUAUUAAUAGUGUUUGAGUGAGGACAAUCAGGGCUAUUGAUAAUUCCUGUCCACCUAGAAUACACAUAAGUGUUUUUUAGCAGAUAUACUUGUAUGUUAGCCGCAGACAUGCUUCGAUAUUUGGGGUUUGUUUCACACUGCUGUUUCAGAGUGUACCCAGAGGGCUAGCCAACACAUCCAUAACAUAAGUGUGUGUGAGUGUGUGAAUGUUGUCGGCCACAUACACACUGAAAAUUGUUGAGAAUGACAAGCCCUAUUUAGGGGAGUGAGUCCCUCUAAAUUAUCAUUCUGCAUGUGUAUGGAAUCGGAAUACAGGAGUCACUCCUGAAAUUGUGAUGGUUGACAUAGUGAUAACUAUAGCAACAUUUACACUUUGGUUAACAAAUUCAGUUUGGUCCUGUACAUACACACACUUUAUGUAAAUGUGAUUAUCACUAACUGAAUUAUAAUUUAAGUGAAUUUGGUUGUAAAAUGUAAUUGUCACUUCCUUGAAUAACCCAACUUUGUAUGUAGAGAAUAAGAUUAGGCGCUGAAAAAAGAAGUGACAACCGUAUUUCAACCGACGAUCCAGCCUCAAUUCGCAGUAAUAAUACGAGAUGGUGAAAUCAUAAGAAAUUGUAGAGUGGGCUUAUACCAAAAUGUACGACUUUUACUCCCCUAGAGAAAAAUAAAGGAUCCAAUGAACAAUGUUAUUAUGAUUUUUCCUAAGUUUAACUCCUAACCCAAACCUAAACCUAACCAUAAAGUCUAAACCCUUACCCAAACCCUAAACCUAACCAUUAUUUUAAUAGAUAACUUUGAAACGAGACAAGGGAAGCAUAUUACAGGUUAUUGACAUACAUAAGUCAUUUUUAUUGCAUAAAUUAAUUUGGAAUUAGUGACCAAAUUUUAGACAUUUACUUUCUUAAAAUUAAGUGUUGGAUAGGAGGCUAGCGGAAAUUUUAUGCCUUUAUUGUACUGAUUUGAAAUUUAGUUAGUUCACUGGUUGGUCUUAUGGGAAUACAAGUUGUACCUUUUCUUACAAUAUUUUGCAAUUUCGCCAUCUGUAAAUGAGAUUUAGCAGCAGAUUUCACAACAGUUAGUCCAUGCCUUUUUUAGUUUCAAAGGGGAAACCUGCAACCGUAAGAUACAUUUUUGGAAAGUCUUAAUCCCUUUCUUCCUUCAAUUCCCUUUUAUCCCUCUGUCUUUUCUCUGGUCUGGGAGGACAAUAGUGGCUGCUGCAGUUGUGCCUACACCAGGCUCCCCGCAUCAACCCCCACCCCCCCGCACACACAUCUUGUUUUUUUUCUUCAGUCUCUUUCCCUCAGUCAAUAUUUGGGGUGAGCACACUUAUCAGUUUGCUGUCUAAUCCAAUUCGUAGCAUGGGCUUCAUUAAACCCUGACUCUCGGAAUGUGUGAGACUGCUUAAGAAGAAGGACCUCAUGGUUCACAAAAGGAGGUUCAAUAGCUUCCACAAAUGGACAGAUAGUGACUUCUGUCCUGCUGGGAAACAAAUAGCCAUCAAGUCUCUUCCUCUCUUAGCAACCUGCGGUUCUAAAAGACUGUUGAAUUCUCUUCCAUUUGUACGCUCAAGCUAGAAAGACCACAUUUGAAUAUUUCAGUGUUUAUUGUGCCAUAAUUGUGUGGUAACGGUUAAACCAGUCUAAUGUAAGACACAAUGGGUUUUUUAAUAUAUAUGUUACAUAACUUAAUUUACAACUGAUGAUUUGUAUAAGGAAAUUUGACUUAUUUGGAAGUUCUUUACAUUGUGGCCUACAUUAUAAUAAAGUGCAGCUCUUUAAAGAAUGAAUAACUGUUAGUGUGCUAGUGUGACAUUACUGUUAAAGAGAUGAGAUAAAAAAAUGCAUAGCAUUGCCUGGCCAAUAGAAAUAUCUAAACAGAAACUACUCAAAAUUACUCACAAAAAUUUCGAAAUCUUGCCUGAUCUAUUAAUUGUCAAGCCAACAUACUGUUAUUCUACAGACUUGGUUUAUAGUUUGCCCAAAACCCCUAAACUAAGACCAAAAAUUAUGAUUUGUAACUUUUCCAAGAGCUUUCAAUCUACAUUCAUCGAACUCUGCACAGACCUUUUUCAGACUGUUCUGAAUUAGUGUGCUUUGUGUUUUCUAACUGAUUGGACUUACUGUUUUCCUGUACAGAUAAUAAUAAUAAUAUAUUUUUUAAAUCCCAUAGACUUACAUUAACAGAAUAAUCAAAUGGUCCAACUGUCAAAACUCUCACUCUGCACAACACCUUAAACUAGAACAGCCUAAGAACACCUAGUAACGAGCCAAAACACCCAUGUGAUCAAAUGAGGACUGGGACUGCAAUCUCUUCAAUGAAUGUAGUGCUACCUGACUAGGCCUAUCACAUGUACAGUAUAUUUCAGGUUUUUCUCUGUCUCACAGCACUCUUUUAAAAUUGAGGAGCAUAAUCAGUAAAUUGCUCACAAGUUGUUGCUGUUGGCUGCCAUUGGUAAUGGAAUAAAAAAUGUAAUCAUGUAAUCCAUAAAAGUAGUUCUAAUCUGAUUACACAUGGUUUAAAUGUAAUGUGCUUUAAUUUCAUGUAAUUGAUUGUUGUAAUCUGAUAAGUGAUUACACAAUCCAGAUUGCAUGUAAUCCGUUAUCCCUUAACACAGAUCAUUUUACACAUGGAGAUACAUUUUCACUCAUUACUGUUCCUGAUCGUUCCUUUGGCUGUAGAGUUGGCUAUCAGUUUCUUAUUACACCGCUCUAGAACACUUGAUUGUUAUUGGUCUGUCGUGGCAUUCUGCAGUCAAAUAUUGUUGUAUAAUGACCACUAAACUGUAUAAUUGUUCAUUGUCCCAGGCAACCAAUUCCCUAAAUAGUUGUGUUUCUGGUAUCACUCAGUCUCUGUCUUUUUUCAAAUCCAUAUUUAAUGUCCAUUAAUUUAUUUAUUUAGUAAAUAGCUGUUAAACAGUCGGGAUAGUGUGUAGUCAGUCAAUCUUUAUUGCAACAUAAACCCCUUCAGGGUAAUUACCCUGUCUGGGUUUAUUUUUCUGGUGUCCAGCUAAAUGCAUAGUAUCCCUUACCUACGUUAUUUGUCGCAAAACAAUGUUUCAGUUUAAGAAGAUAAAACAACACCGGUUCUCAUCCGAUCAGCCACUGCCACACACUUCGACAUGUCUUUGACCGAAGACAAGUUUGAAUAUCACUCUUUCUCCUCCCAUAAUCCACACUCCACUCUGUCUAGAGAAAUGUAAAAUUGAGAAAUACAGCUAAAAUGCUGAAAAAAAAAAAUCAAAUAAGAUCUAUGCCAUAUGGUCUUUUCAGACAUCUUAGUCCCUGGUGGUUUAAAGAAGAGCGUGCGUGCCGUAAUCGGUGUGAGCAUUGCUGCUGCUUGUCAAACUGUCAGAAAGUGUGACUGGUUUUCCUGACAUACACCUGUGAGUGUGACAUUCCAUGCCAUCUCUUGUCAUAUGCACACCUGUCCCAGCUCUCUUGGUUCGUUCUCUGUGGUUUUGUUCUCCACAGAGCUCAGUGUACCUGUCUGAUGGCUCUUUGACUAUUGACCAACUAUGAUUGGAUACCAGCACAUAAGUGAGCCUUUGGGCUCUAUUUUAAGAUUGCAAGUGCUAAGCGCAGCGCUAUGUCAUAAGCCAUACACACAAAGUCAGUGGACAUUGCCAAGAAGUUUUUAUAUUUUCGUGCAAGCAUGCGCUAAGUCUAGGCGCAAGUGGGUUUGGCGAAAUCACGUGCACAAAGCACUAAUGGGCUGGGUCAAGUGCAAUUUAAUUCUGAGGUUCUUCUCCAGUUAUUGCAGCAUCUGCGUCCUGUUAUGUAGUCCAUUCCCUGUCAAUCACCAGCAAUAUAAACAAAUACAGCACAUUUAUAAGAAGUUGGUAUUGUGACACCUUGUCCUAACCAGAUGCGAUGUGAUAAGAUUCCAGCGACAAGCAAUCUGCCUGUCCACACCAGGCGCAACGUGACACCACGAUAUUCAUACACUAAAAUGUGGAUAAUUGACAAUAAAAUGUAGAAAACAGAGCAAUCACAGAUGGAACAGUAUGUUUAUUGAACGCAACUAAUUUUCUCACGCAAGCGCCAUAACGCUUUCUAUGGUAAGCCCCGAGGGGAUAAAUACACAAUCACACACAUACACAGGAAAAAGUUACUUUAUGAAUCGCAUCCUUAUUCAGUCUAUUACAACUGUUUAUGUUCACUGUUGUUAUUUAGCUGAUUUCCACGUGACAGGGAAGCAGAGAGAAAGUCCGAAUGAGCCGGUAUGUCUCCCCACUGCCAUUCUGAACCGGUGUGUGUGACAGAGCUCCAUCUGAAGAGAUUGAGACCUCAAGCACAACAUUCGAUAGGUGUGUGACAUCCUCGGCCAAAAUCAAGUUGUUCCGAACCAGCUAGUGAGAUGCUGGCUUUAAUAUACCAUAAAAAGAAUAAUUUUAGACCCAUUUGUUGACUGUGCUGCCUGUCGUGACGUCGCAGAAAUAGAUACCAUUUAAAAAAUAGAAAGCCCUGUCGCUGCCGCUUGUCAUGUGUCGCGGCUGGUAAGGACAAAAACUUUGAUGAGCAUGGAAAAGACAUUUUAUCACGUCACGGCAUCACUUCACAUCUGUUUAGGACAAAAGGACUGUAUGCAAUGAAUUAUAUUAAUAGAAAAAGGACUUACACAUUCUUUUGUGUAUUAUCUGCAUCCUUGCUGAAUGCCUGGCAUAUUUCUAUAACAGUGUCAUGCUCCUUUUAUACGUAUGGAAAAUGUGGUUCUUGUCAGAAUUUUUUAUUGUAUACACACUGUUAAAUUAUAGAAAAUGUAAGUAUUAAAUAAAUGUAAGUCAUUGCUAAUAUUAACAGUGAUUGUAUCGGCACGUGCUUCACUUCUGCUGGUCGAUUUUGAUUUUGAACAAAUAAAUUAAUUUAUUGAAACACAAACAUUAUACCAAAAAUAUUUUAAAAUUAAAAUUACACUUCAAAAGAAACAAAAAUAUAAUCAAAAUAACAAAGUGGUCAAAACAAAUCACACCAAAUCCAAACAUUUUACCCUCACCAACUUCUUCCACCGGCCCCUUUUGCAGUGGCUUAAAGGAAUAAUUCACCCAAAAAUGAAAAUUCUUUCAUCUUUCUCACCCUUAUGACAUCACAGAUGUUGUUGACUUUAUUUCAUCUGCUGAACUCAAAUUAAGGUUUUUAGAGGAAUUUCUUAGCCUGGUCCAUACAAUGCAAGUGAAUGGGUGCCAAUAUUUUGAAGCUCAAAAAUCACAUAAGUCAGCAUAAAAGUAAUCCAUAAGACUCCAGUGGUUAAAUCAAUGUCUUCAGAAGCGAUAUGGUAGGUGUAGGUGAGAAACAGAUCACUUUCACAUUCUUCUUCUUGUGUUUUUGGUGAUUGACAUUCUUCAUGCAUAUCGCCUCCUACUGGGCAGGGAGAAGAAUUUCUAGCAAAAAAUGACUUUUUUUUCAACUAAUUGUUGAUCUGUUUCUCACCAACACCUAUCAUUUCACGUCGGAAGAUAUGGAUUUACUUUUAUGAUGCCUUUAUGUGCUUUUUAUAGCUUCAAUAUUUUGGCACCCAAUCACUUGCAUUGUGAGGACAUACAAAGUUGAAAUAUUCUUCUUAAAAUCAUAAUUUGUGUUUGCAGAAGAAAGAAAGUCAUACACAUCUGGGAUAGCAUGAGGGUGAGUAAAUGAUAAGAGAAUUUUCAUUUUUGGAAGAACUAUCCCUUUAAAAAUUACUCUACGACAACAGGUGGAAAAAUAACAAUACAAAUUUGAUUCAAUUGUAAAUAUAAACAUAAUAAUAUUUAAACAAAAUAAAUAAAUAAACCAUGACCUAUAGAUAGUUUAACACAAAUCUAAUACAUUUUUGUUUCAUAAAACGGCGAUUGUCAGAGACAUAAUUUGAUGUUCCACAAUAUUUUCAGAAUUGGGACAUUAACUUUUUCACCACCUGCUGGUGGAAUCUCCAAACUGCAAAUGAAGGAACUGAAUUUAGACACUGCUCAGAAAACAGACCUGCUUUUGAAACAUCUAAGCGCAAUGACCUCAGUAUUUCUCAGGAAAAUAGCAAAUUGUGCUUUGCGCCACUUCAUUAACAUACAGUACACUCACAGUUUACACGCAUACACGCACAGACAGCGCAAACACUCACGGCCACUUAUGCUUUGCACUGGCGAAAAUUGCACUUAGAAUUAGCGCUCUCACAAAAAUUGUAUAAGAUGUAGCGCAUGGUUGUUGUGGGUAGCACUCAUGAAAAUAGAGCUCUUUGUGUUUAAUAUAUACAGUGUGUGUGUAUAUAUAUAUAUAUAUAUAUAUAUAUAUAUAUAUAUAUAUAUAUAUAUAUAUAUUAGAACCUGUUAAUGAGUGCUUUUCACUAAAAGGACCAUAGUAUUACUAUGCUUUUCUGGGAUAUGACACAAUGGUUAUGAAAUGGUAUUCUAUGAAGUGACACUUUGCAUGCCACACUUCAACAUGCCUGAAUGGCAUUGCAUUAGAUAAAGUAACUUUUCUGAGUCUUUUUUUAAUGACUUUUAACCAUCUUUUCAAGGUAAUUUUUAGUGGAUAUAUGAAGUCAUUUCUAGUAUCCACAGUAGUUCAUCACAGUAACUAUGGACAUUUUCCACUAAAGUUUGACAGCAUAAAGUGUCUCGGUUCGGUGUCUUCAUUUUGAAGAUUAUAUCUAUUAUGUCAUAAUUUGUGAAAUAUUUUGCUUGUUGUUCUUGUACUUCUGCUGUCUUCAUUUAAAAUAAAUGGCACUUCAUAAUUUGUUAUCUAAUGCAAUCACAUUUAUACAUUUUUACGUGUAGCUUAAGUAUCCAAAUAAAAAGUAACAACUGUCAUCUGAUACCAUCACUGUACCGUGAUACCGCCACAAUACUUUUUUCUUGUAAGGCUUGCUUGUUUGGUACUUCUAUUUGGAAGUCCAUUUCGUACAGCAUAAAGUUAAUUUUGUUGUCUGAAAUGGAAGGCGUCUUAAUUUUGCAUUUUGCAUAUGGGGACAUUUCUAGUGUCCCCAUAAUUCAAAUUGCUUAAAAAACACACUGAACAAUGUUUUUUUUUUAUUUUUUAUUUUUUAAUGUAAAAAUGUAGAAAGUUUUUUGUGAGGAUUAGGUUUAGGGAUAGGGUUAGUGUUAGGGGAUAGAAUCUACUGUAUAGUUCGUACAGUAUAAAAAUCAUUAUGUCUAUGGAGAGUCCUCAUAAGGAUAGCUGCACCAACAUCAGCCACAGGUCAGGCGAGAGCAGAUCAGUAAGCAUGUUGACUGAAUGACAGAGUCCUACCAUUGACCUAACCCACGCAACUGAGAUUCCAACAGUCAUGUUGCCUUUUUUGCCUUUGCUUAAAUGGGACAGUAGAGGGCUGACAGCAAAGUAGGUGAGAAAGAGGAAUGUGAUCAUGGCAUGACCCUGACUUCAGGUUACCCAGGUUACUGUGACAUUUACAGCUCUUUGUAUGUUGUUAGCAAGAGUGACACACUACCCUCUGUGCCAUGGGUUCAAACAAUUCCCAAUAACCGUUAGUUUAGCUUAGCUUAGUUCUAGAGAGCUUUGUUGUUGUUGUUGUUGUUGUUGACAAAAAUGUGUAACUAUCCUACCAUGAAAUAUGAGUCAAUAUUGUUUUGUCCAAUUUCCCGGUAAAGAAGUUUUAGAUAUAUAGUAUAUAUGUUCAAAUUUUAUUUUUCAUCAACUUUAAGAACUAGCAUUUCAAUGGCCACAAAGAUAGUGGACAUGACCGAAAGACACAAAACUACAAUUUUUAGUUUAUCAGGUCUUUAAAGAGCAUGUUAGUCUAAUCCUGACAAUCACAGUGAGAAGAGGGUAGAAUUUAGGUUAAAAUUAAAAGUGUUUGACCAUUUUUAAACACUUUUUUUUGCCUUCACUAGUUCUUUUUAAAUGGUCCUACAUACAUUUAUUUUUUUUAAUUUUUUUUCAAUCUAUUUUUAAGUUUAGACAUUUCAGUUGUGUAACAAAUGUACAUUAAACUGAACGAAAUACUCUUUAAAUGGUGUACAUAUUAUGAAUUCAGAAUAAUUGUGAAGUAUUUAAUUAAAAUAAAAAUGAACUUUUAACACUUAGUUAACAGUAUAAUUUGGUAAACGGUAAAGCAUUUUAAUUUGGCAUUAAUUGAGCUAAUUUUAUACUUUUAUCUUAUAUGUUAUACUUUUUGAGCAAUUUUUUUUUUUUAUUUAAUUUUUUUUUUACUUCGAACUAGAUUUGUACUCAAUUCAUUUACACACAAAAAAUUAUUCCUAAAAAAAAAAAAAAGAUUUUCACAAAUGGUUUAAAUUAGAUUUAUUUAAAUGAUGUAAAUCUAAUUGAAACCAUUUGUGUAAAUAUUUUUUGUUUGUUUUUUGUUUUGUUUUUUGCCAGGAAUAAUUUUGAGGGAGUGUAAAUUAAUUGAGUAUAAAUAUAGUUUAAAUUAAAAAUAAAAAUUGCUCAAACAGUAUAAGAUAGUUCAAAAAGUAUCAAAUUAGUUCAGUUAAUGCCAAAUCAAAAUGCUUUGCCAUUUACCAAAAUAUACUGUUUAAAACAUAUCAAUUUUGUUAACUAAGUGAACUAGUUGAGUGCAAAUGAAUUGAGUGUGAAUGAAAAUGAAGGUGUGUUAAAUUAAUAAGUUUCCUGUUGUCUCUCAAUUAAUUUGAUGUCAUAACGCUGCUUUGAUACCAGUUAUAAAAGAACUCACAAAAUGCAGUUUAUACCAGUUUUAUAAGGAGUAUAGCAUGUCGACUUCCCAAAAGUAUUUCAUGUCAGCUACUCAUAAACAGCCGCUUACCUCACUUCUUCCGACAAUUCUUCCGGCACCCCACCAACCCCCACACAACUCUAUCAUCAGCUCUCUCUCUAGUUAAAUCACAAUGGAAUUUUGACCUUGAGUUGUGUCUCAUGCUAGAGCCCCUCUAAUAUGAACGUCUAGAAAAAAUUAAGGAACUUUAUACUAAGGAAAUCUGUGUUCCUCUCUUAAGUUUGCUUUUUAGAGAACAUAGUUUUGUGAAAUUCUUUUCCCAACAAAAGUCAAAUGUAUUGAGCUGUUGUAAAUGUAUUGAUUAUGUAAUAAUACCUAGGUAUGGGAUAUACAUUCAUCAUUCUGGCAAUAAAGGGUUGAAGUGCCAACAGGACUGAUGUCACAGGGCUGGUGGCAUUGUAUAUCUAGUACAGAUGGAGUUUUCUGCAGGUCUAUAGGGACUGUUUGUGCUACAGAAUUGUCCAGCUGACAAAAAACAGGCAUGACUUACUUCCACUUUAUUGCUCUCUUUCUGCCUGUCAUCUCUGCUACUUCAGCACCCUAUGGACAGUCAGGGUGUAUAUACAGAGAGGAUUAAAAGACAGGGAGGUAUUUUCUGAGCUUAUGGGAGAGAUCGGAGUGAUUAAUGAGCAUUCAUGCAUGAACGAGUGCCAAUACUUUUUUGAUUACUUCAACAAACAUAUGGCUUAGACAUCUGUUUUAUUAUUAUUAUUAUUAUUAUUAUUCUCACUCCUUUGUUUUAGGUGUGCUUUUAGCUUCUGUUUUGCACAAUUUGCACAAUGCAGUUGCUGUAAUGAUCAGCUCACCAACAUCUGAUUUAAAAUGCAAGGCUCAAAUAGUGUGCUUAUCGAUCAUAUGAUAUACAGUGGCCUCAUUUAAAAUGUCUGUAUAUCUAUGCAUUAGAUAAAAAAUAUAAAACCAAGUGGCAUCUGCAAACAAAUGUUGCCAGACAUUUUCUCAGAACUAACUGCAAUUACUUUAACCAUCUGGUUCCAAGGUGAUUUUUAGAAGAUGUACUGUAUAAAAACAGUUCCUCUCAGGUUCACAUACAGUAUGUGUCACUAACUACAGGUGUAGUUCUUCACAUAUGGAAAUGUUCUGUAAAGUUUGACACCAAGAAAGUGUCUUUUAAGUACUUUAAUUGAUAAUAAAAUUUGUAUUGUGAAAUGUUUUUUUGAUAUGUGCUAUAUUUCUUUUAAACAAAUGCCAAUUGAUUCAAUAUAUAGUAAUAUAAUGCAGUGACAUUCAUGCAUUUUAUGCCAAAUCAAUCACAUAAUCAUGCAUUAAGUGCGGCUUAAAUGUCCAAAUACUUUAUUGGUGUGUUUUCACAUUGUUUCCCCAUUGACGUUAAUUUAUGAAACUCCAGAUGUUGUUUGAGGAAAACUUCUGUUUUGUGUAAAGAGGAAGUGCUGAUAUGGUGUCAUAUCAGUGCGUCUAAUAAAACAGUCAGUACUGUCAACUCAAUUCUCCACUGUGAGCAGCCAUAACGAAUUAGAUGACCUUUCUUCAGCCAUGCCAUGACAAAGAGCAUUCUGCCUUUGUCAGAGAUACAGUUCAGCCGAGAGAGAGAGAGAGAGAGAGAGAGAGAGAGAGAGAGAAGAGAAAGAGAGAGAGAGGCCUACUUUGGCAUUAAAAAAAAUAAUAAAAUAAAAUUAAAAAAAAAUAAGGCUGCAAGAUUUCUAAGUCUUACAUCAUGGUUGAUUCCCUAUUUACACUGAAGUUUGUGCAUUAACCCCUGCCAGCACAAGGCAGGGGUGUGUGUGUUUACAGUAAGAUGUUUAUAUGUGCCAUAUUUAAUCACAUUUGACUAGUUAUUUUCACAUAUUUCCAAGUUUCUUAAUGUAGUUGUUUGUGGAUAAAGUGGCCAUCAUGUUUGUACAUGAUGUAAUAUUGAUCAAAACUGUAUGUAUUUUCAAUGACAGAUCACAAAAUAUUACAAAUAAUAUGAAUGAGAUUGAAGUAUGAUAAAGAUUAUGAUAAAGGUCAUAUGAGCAGGGACCAGGGUCAGAAAUUAAGCACAGUUCCCACUGAAAGUGACAAAAAUACCACAGAUAUUUAAAUUGUGGUGGUAAAAAAAAGUCCUGUAGUGAAUUUUCCUGUUUAAUUUCUUUGUUAUAUUCUAUUUCCUAAUAUUCUAUUCUAGGCCUAUCAGGUUAUGGGGUCAGGUUAUGGGAUUUAAAUUAAUCAAUUAAGGUAAAUUAUUUGACAUAAAUUGGAGACAUGUUGUGUGUUAUAUGUUAGAAAAAAAAAAAACUCAUAAAGGUUAAAAAUAUCUUGAAUAUAAAUACCAGGAGGCAAAUAUUUCCCCUUAAUGGCUGGACAUAUUUUAUAUCAAAUUUUCUACAGGGGUUAUUGUUUUUGUCACAGCUCAGUGUGUUUGUUACUGCUGUACUGUGUAUUGUUGAAAUAAAAUGAAUGUUUAAGUUUUUUUUCUCUGAAAAAAAUAAAAAAUAAAAAAACAAUUGUUUCAGUUCCUUGUGUGGUCAAGAAUGUUAACAUCCCUCGAAACUGAACUACAUACUAUUAUAAUGACUAAACCUAAAUGCAGAGUUUCCACUGACUGGUAUCAUGUUUUUGAGUUAAUAAGGAAAUGUUUCGGUUAAAAACGAUGCAGCUGACCAGAUAAUAACCCACAAUGCAACAAUAAUAAAGUCUCAGAAUCAAAAAGUAGGAUAUAUAUGGUUUAUUAAGCAAAAAGUUCUUAAAAAAAAGGAACAACAUUCAUAGUACACCAAAUGGAUAUUCAGUGAUUACAAUUAAUUGUUUAAUAUGACAGAGCCAUUAUUACUUUUCUCAUAACACAGGCUACAUACCAAAUUCGCUUGCCUCAUCUUCUGGUUCCAGUGCCACCUAUUGUGAGAAAUCACUGUGAGAUCCUUGUUUGAAACAUUUUAGUUUGUGUACAUUCCAUUCAUUUAAUAGUUCUCCACAAAUUGGAUGAAAAGAGUUCUGGCACAAAUGAAUCGUACAGAAUGAGAGUCAUUUAAAAGAGGACUGCAAAAAGGGAAAAUUGAAACUAACAUUGAAUGCUAUCUUUGUUGUCAUACUUCAGUUUUUCAACUUGUCCAGUUCACAGGAAAUGUUUGAUCACAUGUUAUCAUUAGGUCUUAAAUAUUCCUAUCAGGUUUUUACUCCUUAGUGUGAAAUGUACGAAAAUGCUUUGCGGGCUAAAUGGUGUCACUUUGGUUUUGAUGGCUAUUUUGGAAACUUGGGACAAAGUAGAAGAUUCCUUAGAAUUUAGGAGUGGCUCAUUGUAGAUUAUACAUCAUUUGUACUGGUGCUCCAAUCUGCUUGGACAAGCGGCAUUCCAAGAGUGCUGAUUAGUGGAGCAAAAAUAGACAAAAUAUCCUAUAGACCUUAUUCACGCUAGCGGCAUCUUUGAUUUUUAAUGGGAAUGAAAACGAGGCGGUGAAGGACAGACUUACCAUCUCUUCGAUGGAACGAACGGUAUAAAGCUAUAUAAAGCUCCUAGAUCACAUCUGAUUUUCCACAACUUAUGUCAUCUAGAGUUCUUUGUAUUGCCUUCUUCUGAAUGUUCUUGGACAGAUAUUUUUAUCAAAGUUUUGUCCACAGAAUGAUCCAAAACACUUUAAACUCAGUACAACCCAUUGAAGAAACUGUAAGUCUAUCCCUCACAGCCUCAUUGUCAUUCCCAUUAAAAAUUAAAGAUGGUGCCAGCGUGAAUAAGGUCUAUUGUUUCUAAAAUGCAUUUUGGUCUUUUCUCUUUCAAAGCUGAACCUGAAGCCUUAUCAACAAUAUUCUCAGCGAGUCCACUGUAUUUCACAAGGUGGGCGGAAUUUCCGGUUGGUAAGCGGAAGUGCGUUUUGUGUGUAGCCGGUCACUGUUUGCUUGCGUGUCAUGCUGUUAGAUUCUUGCUUUUUAAAUGUUGUAAGAUGUCUUUAAAAUUUCCUGAACAAUGUGUGCAGUUAAUGGUUAUCCUAAUAAUCAAGCGAAACUAAAGUUUUAUCUAAAACAGCAAUGUUAUGAUCAGAAACCACUUGUAAAGCACAGCGCUCCAGUCCCAGAUGCUGCUUCUUCCAUCGGCUGCCUACAGAAGGAUUGAGUUAGGUGUAUCUGUUUGAAAAAGCUUUGGAAUCAUUUGUUUGUAUGCUAUUUUUCAGAAAUGGAGCGCAAUGAAUUACAAUUAACGAUAACAUUUUUGUGCCAACUAGUGUUUGUACAUGUGCUGAAAGUUCAUUAGAAAGUAUGAGAGUUCAUUUCUAUUUAGCAUCUUUUUUUUUUUUUUUGGUGAAUGCUUCACGUUUUGAAAUGGCAUUAUUACUGAGUAUAAAAAGGAACAGUGUUUUACCUGAACUGUCUGUGAGAAGUGAUGAUGUUUUCAACUGUUUUCAUGCUUUGAUCCUAAAUGGAUAAAUUCUACAGUGGAAGACCAUAGUUAAUAGAUGAGACAUGUACAGUAGUGAGAUGUUGUAUCAUAUGUGAAAUUAACUGUAUUCUGAUUUUCCUUUCUUUUGAGUGUCUUUGCAGAAUGUGCAUGUCUUCCUUAAGGGGAAAAGGUGAUUUGGAAAACAGCGUGGACAUUAAUUCAGUAUAAAUUAGAUUUAUUUGUACAGCUAGUGGUUUUAAUAAUACAUACUACUGUUUUAUAUUUGCUUUACAGAGAACAUUGAACUUUUGUGUACAAUGUAUAUCCAAAUAAAUAUGUUUAUAGUUAUUUUUGUAUGGUACAGUUUAUUGUGUGGCUGCUAAUACAGCGUUAUUUCCUACACAUUCAAUUUAUCAACAGGAUCAGUUGUUCAGUCAACACUAAAACAUUUCAUGUAGGUUAUAGCAUUUAGAUACAGAGAUUAUGUAUGUAAACUAACAAUAAUAAAGCUAGACUGAGCUUACUACACAUUCAUCUCCCACAAAAUAAUUUAAUUUUAUCUGAAAAACGGCUGCAUGACAGUAUCAUUAUCUGAGUCCUGCAAUACACAAGCAUCCUGCUGUCUGGACCUCCCCUGUAUCUGCAAUAAGUAUAUCUCGGUACAACAAACUUUUCAGGUUCUGAAUAGAUUCAAUAUAUGCUUUAAAAUAAACACAAUUAUCUACAGGUCUCAAAACAUGUCCAACAGUACAGCUGUGAAGGUGCUAAUAGGCUAUAUAGCUUUUCAGGUUAGUCUGAUCAAGUUGUUCCAUCAAUGGAUAAAGACUCAACAAAAUAACUAAAAUGCUUCUAUUUGUGCUAUUUGGCCAUCAUCCUCAAACCCCUAAUCAUUCAUAUAUAGGUGGGGAAGAAAAAUAUCGCCUCGCUAUAAUUCUGUGAUCUUUGUUCUGAAGUUUCUGUCAUUUUUAAUGCUGCCUUAGUACAUAACAUAGCAACUGUUUACGCUUAACCGGAAGUUUCGCCCACAUAGCCUGCAAAGCAUCAUGGGACGAUUGUGGACAGGCAUUUGCCAGGCAUUUCCUGGAGACAGUCUCCCACCUAGUGGCUGUUCUGGAGAGAUGCCUAUGCUAUAACAUCAUCAAGCAAAAGUGGACAAAGGUAAUUGGAGUAGGAGAGAAUGGAAGCCAAACAGGGUUAGGCAUGUACAUAAAAUACCAGGGUAGAACUGUGUGUUGUGUGUGCAUAUAUACAUGUAGUUGGGUUUAACAUUCAUGAGAGCAGUCCUAGACCCUAUUUGUCUAAGGAAGCAAGAGGAAAGACGCCCAUCGGAAGGGUGCCUCUCUCUGUUCCUUAGCGGGUAUAAAUAGUCACUUCCUCUCAGGCAAUUCCAUCGCCAGCUCUGUCUGGGUGGGUGGGGUGAUUGUAGUCGGACAGAGUUGUCCCACCCUGUGGGGUCAGAGAGCUUCAAAGAGGGGUGCAGUUAAGUCUGAAAGAGCUUAAUGACAGGCUACUUACCCUCAGAGCCCUUCACAAUGCUCACAAUGGAGUUCACUUCCUGUGUGCAUUACAGACCUCCCAUAUCCACUUCAAAAUACCACUGAUCUACCCACAAAGUCAUAGAAGAAGCCUUCUUUUAUCCUUUGGCUUGUACAUACUGUAUCCUUUACCUAGGUUCAUAUAUAAUGUGGUGCUUGUCUGUGCACAACUCGAUGCCAUAUUGUUGGGGUGCUGUUGCAACAUUAAGCCUCAUCACUUAGGAAAGUACUACUACACCUCUCCUCAACAACCCGCAUGGUUUGUGGUAUCAUUCAUAUUCAUAGCAGAAAUGAAGCUUAAUAAGAUUUAAGUUUAGUUGAAUACAAUUUCAACUAGCCACUAACCCUAAGUAUUAGCAAUGGUAAAGUGAACUUCAUUAGUGCACUAGGGUUAUGGGCAGAUUGCAGAUUCCCCAGUGAAGUUAAUGUGAAAUCUACCUUAUAAUAUACCUCCAGUAUAUUGUUCUAUAAAGUUUCCUGCAACUCAAAAGAGUGAUGCAGAUCUGGAUGACUGUUCUAAGUAAGCCCUCUUUUCUCCAUAUAGUACAGCCAUAGUGAUCUCUGUCUUGUUGUAGCGUUCCUGAGUCAGAGAGCGCAAACAUCCCACUCCCGGCCUCAGGCAGUUCUCCAGCUGAGAGUGUAGGAUGUUUACACUCCCUGAUACUCACAGGGUUUUCAAGCCAGGCUGGGUUGGAAAGAUCUGGCCAUGGCUCAAUGGGAAAGAAUUUCUCACCUGAAUAUCCAGUUUCGAUUAAUGCAUAUCCAAAAAUUAGGUCAGGUUCUGUGAAUUACAGUGUGGCAGUGUGUUCACAGACAGUAAUAACAGCAAGAAGACCGGCCUCCAACCCUGGUGCAUAUUAGAGUUGUGUUACAGACCCCAUGAAAUCAAAAUGAGAGUUUUGAGGCUUUUAGUCCAUGUCUGUUAGCUUUUAGUUCAUCUAUAUAAUAGUGUUUUCCAAAAGCUGAUAAAAUUAACUUUUAGAACUUAUUUACACUUACAAAUUCUUAUGAGAAAAUUUACCAAAAAUAUGUAUGACUCAUUUUGCACUCACCAGCAUAUCCAAAUUUUUGUCAAAUAGAAUACUCUGUAUAAUGAGCAUCUCUACUUCUUUUAAUACCACCUACUUCUAACUAGCAAUAUCAAGAAACAAAUCAUUGUUUGUCUGUGUCUUUGUUAGCGCUAAAUUUAAGGCCAUUGGUGGUUCAACAUGACCACAUGGAAACUCGACAUUGCUACCGAAUGUUCCGGUACCCUGACAUCGACCCCAUACUAAAGAGUUACUGAUAAGCGUCAUGUUCCAUCAAACACCUUUGCAUCCAUUCAAAUGUGUUUACAUUUUUCUGUGUCGCUACUUAUAUUGUGUUUGCCUGAGCAGCCUCAGAGAGAGAGGUUCUGGAUCCAUGAAAACCAGGAAGUAAUCGUGUUUACAUAAUCAAUCAUAAGCAUGAUUCAGAGGUUGCAUUUUCCCUCUAAGAUUACAUUUUUGUUCCACUGAUGGUUAGGUUUAGGGCUGGGGUUAGGGUAAGGGGGUAUGGUUGAUAAAAUAUGCAUUCCCCUUGACUGUAUGACAUCAUUUACAACGACGGAUUUCAGCAGAACAACUUUCGACUGUCGCAGAAUUCACAAAGUUAUAAACCUGGGCUGUUUAAAAAAAAAAAAGAAUAAGCCCUUUGAUAUGUCCCACCACAACUUUCUGUAUCAAUAGGAAAUACAUCAACACAGGAACGAAAACUGCCCUAGUAAAGCAAGAAAACCACUUUACUGCGAUAUUCAUAGAAUAUUAGAAAACAUUAAUCAAGAGAAGUCGAUCACGAAGACUACAUCACCAUUGUGCCUUUCAGUAAUCUGGUCAUGCUGGUCAUUAGUCUUUCAGAUAAUAUGUCCACUCUAUUAAUAGAGGCACAUUCCUCACUGUGCUGCCUACUGGCUGGUGCUGCUCUCUGGGGGUAGAAGGACUGCAAGGAGAGUUUAUUUGUGUGAGUAAAUAGAAGGCCAAGGGUCUAGAGCCGAUGUCCUAUGGGACAGUGGAGAGGCAGAGACACUGGACGCUCCCACGGACCAGCGUCAUCUGAGGAGCCUCUGCAGCACUCUUGGCCACUGUCCAGGAUUGCUAGCCCACCCUCUUAAAGCAGCAACCCCUCCUUCCUCCUGAGGAUGUGGCCGCUCCCAGCCCCUGCGAACUGGCUUGAAUGGGAGCUUUUCACAUUCUGCAGUUGCCUUUCCUCUUAUUGGACAAGAGGGCUCUCUCUUUCUGCCCCCUCUCUCUGUGUCUUUGCUGAAUCUGCUGGGAAAAGUCAUCAUACUUGGUGCCAGCCUGUGGGCAUAGAGAUGGGUGGAGGACAAGAAACAGACAGAGAGAAAGAGUGAUUGAGUUUACGAGGAAGGGGAACAAGAAGGGACAGAAUGAUUAAACUGGUGGGGCUGGAAAAAGACAGAAGAAACAUAGUAUAAAAGUCUAGGGCUUAGUGAAUGCAGGGCAAGCACAAGAUACUGAAAAAUCACAACAUAUACAUUACUACAAUUAUUUAUAAUUGGGCAAAUGUUCUACUGUUCCUAUGUUUUUAGUAACAUAGAAGCCCAGGCAUUAAACAAUUGUUUUUCUUACAAAUAUUUACAUUCUUAAAUUUCAUCCAUUUACCUGAAAAUGGAAAUUAUGCCAUUAUUUACUCACCAGUUGUUUCAAACCUGUAUUGCUUUUUGUCCAUGGAACACAAAAGGAGGCAGAAUGUCCCCAUUGACUAUCAUUGUAUGGAAAAAGAGCAAUUUCUACCCAGCAUUUAAAUUGCAAACAUCAGCUGAUAAAAUUGUUCUUGUCAGCUUAUUUAACAAUACAUUAAUUUUUAUCAUUAGCCCAUUCUUCAUGAAGUAACAGAUGCUUCCUACUAUGUGAACAUUCAAUCAGUACACUUAAGUAAAAUGAAUAAUCAGCAAACACAAUAUAGCCUAAACAUUGUUUUAGGUCAGUAGCUAAAAAGAAGGAGAGGAUCAAAAGUCCCUGCUAGCACAGAGAUUUUAUUUAUUUAUUUAUUUUUUUGUGGAUUUAAAUCACACUAAAAACGUCCCUGAGGACUGUCUCACCUCUAGGACAGGGUGUCUGCAGGGUCAAGCUAAGAGAGCUGUCCAGAGUACUGAAACCGGGUGUUCAUUAAAACUGUCACUCAGAUUUAGCGAUAACAAAUACCAAAAAAAAAAAAAAAAACCCUAAAAA